Messenger RNA from Echinops telfairi (small Madagascar hedgehog), 511 nucleotides. RefSeq names its product mucin-5AC-like. Bases 80 to 511 code for a protein of 143 amino acids. The record is from RefSeq and is a predicted model, not a curated record. The transcript is spliced from 6 exons. Lineage: Eukaryota; Metazoa; Chordata; Mammalia; Afrosoricida; Tenrecidae.
ACAGCCUUGCCUGGCUGGUAGCGAGUGCUCUCUGCUUGACUUUGGAGAGGGCAGCUACUGAGACUGCUCCACAGUCAACAUGAACUUGCUUCAAGGGACCAUUCUUUCUCUGCUUCUAUCUGGUCUUUGCUGCAGCGAAUCCAACCCAGUAAACACAUCAACAACAGUUUCUGCAGCAACUCCGGCAACUGUAAGAGAAGCCACCACAAAAUCAUUAACAAGUUCAGCUACAAAAUCAACAGUUGGAACAUCACCUACAGAACUAAGAACUGACAAAGAAAUAUUAAACUCAUCUUUGCCACCAACAAGUCCUUCAUUAAAAACACCAGCUAAAGUUACAGGGUCCACAACAAACAGUGUCACGAAGAAUGAACUUCCCACGACUAGCACAACAGUGACAAAUAUUCCAAUUCCAAAUCCUGGACCCACAAUACCAAGUUCCCAACAAAAGACUGAGAAUCAGACUUCAAUCAAAGCAACAGACACACUAGUAUAUGAAACCCAGUACUGA